AUGCCUAAAAAUAAAGGAAAGGGAGGAAAGAAUCGGCGUCGAGGAAAGAACGAGAAUGAAAGUCAGAAACGCGACUUGAUAUAUAAAGAAGCUGGUCAAGAAUAUGCAAAAGUUGAACGCCUUCUAGGCAAUGGUCGAUUGGAGGCUUAUUGUUUCGACGGUGUAAAAAGGCUGUGUCAUAUUCGUGGAAAGUUGCGCAAAAAAGUAUGGAUCAGUAAUGGUGAUAUCAUUUUAAUUGGUUUACGAGAUUAUCAAGACAAUAAAGCCGAUGUGAUUAUGAAAUAUUUGAAUGAUGAAGCUAGAACUCUUAAAUCAUUAGGAGAGAUUCCUGACACUAUAAAAUUAGAAGAGAAUGAUGAUAUUGAAUUCGAUGCCAAUGCUGCCAUCUUCGAAGAUGAUGAAGAUGAUGAAAAAGGAUCAGACUCUGAAGAUGAGGAAGGCUCAGAUGAUGAUGCUGAUGAUAACAGUGAUGAUUCUGAUGAGAUUGCAGAAAUCAACCAACGAUAUCGAGCUGAUACUGGUAUCGGUAAAGAUCAGCGAAAUAAUCGUCGAAGAUAG
Schistosoma rodhaini is the source of this 558-nucleotide messenger RNA. Lineage: Eukaryota; Metazoa; Platyhelminthes; Trematoda; Strigeidida; Schistosomatidae. The record is from the annotation of a GenBank genome assembly.